This is a messenger RNA of Nannochloropsis gaditana CCMP526, 545 nucleotides long. RefSeq lists its product as uncharacterized. The annotation marks the transcript as partial. The transcript is spliced from 2 exons. The record is from RefSeq and is a predicted model, not a curated record.
CCAGGAAUGUAGGUCAAUCGCAGCCCCGCUGCCGACAGUCUCCCACCUCAUCCGAAGGCAAAGGGGAGACGGACGAUGAUGUUGUUAUGCUAGAGCAAUUACCCGUGGCACCUGUGUGUGAGAUGACGGAUUCGGAGGGAAAAACGGCGGGCGUGGAGGAGAAAAAGGGAGGAAGGAAGCGACCAAGACCGAGGGCCAUGUGCCUCAGGUUGCAAGCUGCGCAAGGAUGGGAAGAAGGUGACAAGAUACCGGUACAAAUAAAAAAACGUGGUGAAGGCGCGGCAGGAGGAGGAGGAGGAGGAAGAGGCAGUGGAUACGGAGAGUGGCAACUGAGUGUCACGCAGGACACCGAGGUGGAAGCGUCCAUGCAUGAAUGGAGGCAAUUGGUCCUGGAAGAGGAAGGCAGUGAUCAAAAGGCUUACGUGGACGCAUGCUUCCCGCCAGACUUGAGCGCGUUGACGGGGCGAGCGCAGGAUAGGGGGAGGACGGGAGGGGAGGAGGGGAAGGAGCGGGGAGCGGCAGGGAAGGAAGGAGGGAAGGAUGGA